This is a messenger RNA of Cynara cardunculus var. scolymus (artichoke), 1470 nucleotides long. Its product is annotated as pathogenesis-related protein R major form-like. Lineage: Eukaryota; Viridiplantae; Streptophyta; Magnoliopsida; Asterales; Asteraceae. The transcript is spliced from 2 exons. The coding region runs from base 1 to 1278 and encodes 425 amino acids. Gene Ontology annotation, cellular component: extracellular region. The record is from RefSeq and is a predicted model, not a curated record. Gene Ontology annotation, biological process: defense response.
AUGUCUCGUCUUAAAAAAUGUCUUAUUUUAUUUAUCUUUAUCUAUAUCUGUUGCUUUAUUUUUGUUCAAGGAACUGAUUUUGAUAUCGUAAACCAGUGUCCAUACACUGUUUGGGCCGCUGCUUCACCUGGUGGAGGUAAACGACUUGAAACUGGUGAACGUUGGCCGGUCAAAGUGCAACCUGGAACAGAUAAAGCUCGCAUAUGGGGACGAACUGGUUGCAAUUUUGAUGCCAACGGAAAAGGGAAAUGUGAUACUGGUGAUUGCAACGGAAUGCUUGAAUGCCAAGAUUUGGGGGCACCACCCAACAUGGUAGCUGAGUUGAUUCCUGGUGCCAACAAUCUUGAUUUUAUAGAUAUGUCUGUUAUUAAUGGAUUUAAUGUUCCAAUGGAAUUUAGCCCAGUUGGUGCUCCAUGCAAGACAAUAAAGUGUAAUGCUGACAUCAUCGGUCAAUGCCCUGAAAAAUUACGAACCAAAGGAGGAUGCAACAACGCUUGCGUAGUUUUCAAAACUGCUCAAUAUUGUUGCCCUGUUGCGACCAUGUGUGGACCAAACGAGUAUUCUAAAUUCUUCAAAGAGAGAUGCCCAGAUACUUAUACUUAUCCUAAUGAUGACCAGACUGGUCUAGUUACUUGCCCUAGUGGUACCAACUAUAGGAUUGUGUUUUCCAAUUUCGAUGUAGUAAACCAAUGUCCAUAUACUGUUUGGGCCGCUGCCUCACCUGGUGGAGGCAAACGGCUUGAAACAGGGCAAACCUGGCCAGUCGUGGUGGCACCUGGAACCGCUAAGGCUCGUAUUUGGGGACGAACUGGGUGUACUUUUGAUGCCAGUGGGAAAGGAAAGUGUGAUACUGGUGAUUGCAAUGGAAUGCUUGAAUGCCAGGGUUAUGGGGCGCCACCUAACACCUUAGCCGAGUUGGCUCUUAACCAAGACAGUAAUAAUGACUUUGUUGACAUAUCUGUUGUUGAUGGAUUUAAUAUCCCAAUGGAGUUUAGCCCGGUUGGUGCUUCGUGUAAGACAAUGAGGUGUGCGGAUCCUAACAUCAAUGCUCAAUGCCCUGAGAAACUGCGAACCAAAGGGGGAUGCAAUAACCCUUGCACAGUUUUCAAAACUGUCGAGUAUUGUUGCACCAUUGAGUAUGGUAGUUGUGGUCCAACUGAGUAUUCCAAGUUCUUCAAAGACAGGUGCCCUGAUGCUUAUAGUUUCCCUCAAGACGACAAGACCAGUCUAUUUACUUGCCCUGGUGGCACCAACUACAAAGUGGUGUUCUGCCCAUGAACUCAUUUAGUAAAACUAUCUCUACGACGUUUUAAGAUAACAGUGUUGGAAUAAGAAGGGUUUAACCUCAUCGAUUAUGGCUUCUCGAGUCUAGCUAAAGAAAGAAAAGGACAUUUCCACCCAUACCAAACAUUCGUUUGGUUCUUGUAUUACUGGAAAUUCUCGAGUAUUCAAUAAAUAUGUGAUGGUCUU